AUGGAUGCUCCUAUAAAUAAACAAAAUAAUUCAAAUGUUGUUGGACAUUCUUUUAAUGCAGCUUCAAAUAUUCUUGAUAUUGGCCUUGCUAGAGAAAUUCACUUAAUUGAGCUUCAAAAUAUCCAAGCCUUUAUAGCCCAUAAAGAACACGAGGUUUCUGUUUAUGAAAAUGCUAGGCGUUUGAUUGAAUGUCAAGCCUCAGGUGAUCGUUGUAUGGUUUUUCUUGCUGAUAAUUUAUUUGUUAUGAGAACGCGUGAACAAGCUUUAGAAAUUUUGGAUAGACAAAUUGAAGUUUUUCAAACUGCCUUAAAAUAUCUACGUCAAGAAAUGGCCUCUCUAACUGAAAAGGUCGCUCUAAUGGAAAGAUUAAAUAUUACAAACGAUGGUUUAGUUGAAAUUCGAGAACCAGAAAAUGAAGACAUGGAAGGAAAUGGAAAAAUUAAAGGUAAACGAAUUCAACAUUCUCCUGCUAAAAAAUCGCCCCCUUCGCCAAAUAAGUCACUUUCAACCCCUUGUUCAAAAAAUGAUGAUAUGGAUCGAAUAAAUGAUGAGAUAGAUCAAAUACUGAAGAGAGGGGAAGAAAAUAAUGAAGACAAUAAUAGAAUUAAUGAAAAAUCUAAGGAAGACGUUAACAAACCAACUAGGCCAAAAGGAGUGUCUGAAAAGGAUUAUGAGAGGUUUGUCAAGCUUUGUGAUUCGCUGGAAUUGAGUGAAGAUGAGGAAGAAAAAAGUGAUGAAAAGGGGGAAGAAAUGGAUGUGAAGGAAGGAGAGGAAGAGAAUAAUAAUGAUCAUCAACAUUCCAAACAAGAAAGACGACGUGUACAUUUUUCUGAUAACUUAGAGGAUGAUGAACAACAACCUAUUGGAAUGAAAAAGGAACGUUCUAUUUUGAAGAAUAAAAAUGAACAUUCGCCAAUUGAUUCUACAGAAUUGCAAAAAAUUGAUCAAAAAGAGCAAAGGCGAAUAUACAGCGUUUCUAAAGAGAUUGUUAAAGACGAAAUUAUGGAACGUGAACCUUUUUUAAAAACAAAAAAGAAUACACAAAAAUCAAAAAAUCUCAAAAAUUUUAAUAAAAAACAAAAGAAUCAACGUCCAAUUUCUCGAUGGAAAGCUCAAAGGGAUGGGCUUUUACAUAAUGAUAGUGAGGAUGAUUAUGCGGAUAGAUGA
Molecule: messenger RNA, 1167 nt
Organism: Meloidogyne enterolobii
Lineage: Eukaryota; Metazoa; Nematoda; Chromadorea; Rhabditida; Meloidogynidae
Source: the annotation of a GenBank genome assembly